Molecule: messenger RNA, 1173 nt
Organism: Ectocarpus siliculosus
Lineage: Eukaryota; Phaeophyceae; Ectocarpales; Ectocarpaceae
Source: the annotation of a GenBank genome assembly
AUGCCAGGCGGUACCAGAAGCAGCAGCAGGAGGAAAGGAGGCGAGAGCGAUCAGCGCACAGGCGGGGAGGCCAUGACUAGCGGGGUGAAGCGGGCUACCCGAAACUCGGGUAUUGGGAUAGACGUCAACCUGUGGGAUCUGCGAGACCUCCCUAAGACUAGCACCGUGAAGAGGGCGCCCAAGCUGAAUUUGAAGGACUACACCGUGAGGCUGCCACGCGCAUCAAGGGACCAGGACAUGAAGCUUCUCCGCCGGACGGCAAGGGACAUCGAGGGAGUCGGGGAAUCGGACCCGGUCUACCCGUUGACCGGACCUGCGUGCAUCACGAGGAAGGAAGCUGCCGCUGCGCUGCUAGCGCUGGGCGAAGAGCGCGACGACGCGAUGGUGGCGGCGGCGAAGGCGGCAGUAUCGGAGAGCGGCGACUGCGGUGCAGGCGCCAGGAGCACCAUCGCAGACGGCUCGAUCCCCCUUGCAAUGGGCAUCAACCAGCCACUCCUGGCGGAAGCCGAAGCCGACGCCCGCUUGGCCAGCCCUGGCGUAAGCCGUAGCCUCACCACGGAAGACCAACGUAGCUCGCUGCCACACCCCGCGCAGCUCUACCACGCCCAGGGCAAGCCGGACUCGAGCGACGAUGCCACCGGUGCCAUGUCAGCUGCUGCGAAGAUUGCCCCCGCUAGAGCCGGAGACGUGGCCGAGUUGGCGGCGGCGGCGGCGGCUAAGGUGUUCUCUCGUGGGGCGGCGGAGGGAGAACCGGUCUUGAAGAGAAGCUUGGCGACGGCCGUGGCCAACGACAUCGCCAACAGCAUGGAAGUGGCCGGCGGCGGGGGCAAGCGGUGCGACGGCGGCAGCAGCAGCGGCGGCAGCGGCAGCGGCAGCGGUGGCGGUGACGGCGUAGCAGGCGGAGGGGUUGGAGGAGGGCAAGGGCCGCGCUUCGAGCCCGAACACGGCGUCGGGGGAUCGACUUCGUCAAACAGAUACAACAGCUUCGGGAAGCGGAAGAGGGGCCACAACGACAACGACGACGACGACACGGUCGAUGGGAGUGGCUGCGUGGACGUCAACAAGGCGUCCGGCGAUGACGGCGCCAGCGAGCGUUGUGCUAAGCGCGUCCGGCAGGCGGCUGGCGGACAGUCCCGGCAACUCCGAGGGUCGCGUGACCGCAGUGGAAAGUAA